This is a messenger RNA of Apiotrichum porosum, 378 nucleotides long. RefSeq lists its product as uncharacterized. The coding region runs from base 1 to 378 and encodes 125 amino acids. NCBI's taxonomy places the organism in Eukaryota, Fungi, Basidiomycota, Tremellomycetes, Trichosporonales, Trichosporonaceae. The record is from RefSeq and is a predicted model, not a curated record. The transcript has 2 exons.
AUGUCCACCGAAUACAAGAAGGGCGACCACCCCUGGAAGGAGGAGCACUCUACCAUUAUUGCCGAGGGCAUCAUCAACCUUAUCAUGGCGCACCGCUCCGACCUCUACCGCCUCCCCGGCAUCGCUGGCAUCGUCGAUGGCCACGGCAACGACCGCACCAGUCGCAAGAUCAAGCAGAUGGCCACUCAAUGCGCCAAGACUCUCGGCGUCUCCGAAGACCUCGUCAAGUCGGCCAAGGCCAGCAGUACCGGUCAGCGCGGCCGCAAGCGUACCUCUGACGGCGAGGCCACGGCGUCCUCCCCCAAGACUACCCGCAACAAGAAGGUCAAGCAGGAGAAGGUCAAGCAGGAGCGCACGCCCGAGACGGAGAUGGAGUAG